CCUUAUAACACGCAAAAUCAUGCAUUUCGUGAGAAAUUAUAUGCGCGAGAAAUAUACUGGGCGAAUUGUCUGUAGGGCGAAUUUAAUCUGACCAAGAUUUUGGCCGAUUCGAAUUGCAUGCACACUCAUGAUCAUGGUCAUAUGAGUUGCUGAGUACUGCUAGCUGUUUAGACUAGUUGUGUUGUUGUGCUGAUUGCUAGCUUAGUUUUGGUUACUGAGAGUUGAAGAGAGAGUUGCAGAAAAUUUGAUAGAUCUACUCUUACUGUUGGACAGUUACUGAGAGAGAAGCAAGGAGGCAGAGGUAAAUUCAGCUCUUACUGUUGGACAGUUAGUGAGAGGGAAGCAGGGAGGAAGAGGUGAAUAGAGCUCUUAUUGUUGAACAUUUACUGAGAGAGAAGCAAGGAGGCAGAGGUGAAUAGAGCUCUUACUCUUGGACAGUUAUUUAGAGAGAAGCAAGGAGGCAGAGGUAAAUAGAGUUGUUACUGUUGGACAGUUAUUGAGAGACGAGCAAGGAGGAAGAGGUGAAUAGAGCUCUUGCUGUUGGACAGUUACUGACACAGAAGCAAGGAGGCAGAGGUGAAUAGAACUCUUACUGUUGGACAGUUAAUGAGAGAGAAGCAAGGAGGCAGAGGUAAAUAGAACUCUUAUUGUUGGACAGUUACUGACACAGAAGCAAGGAGGCAGAGGUAAAUAGAACUCUUACUGUUGGACAGUUAAUGAGAGAGAAGCAAGGAGGCAGAGGUAAAUAGAGUUGUUACUGUUGGACAGUUAUUGAGAGACAAGCAAGGAGGAAGAGGUGAAUAGAGCUGUUACUGUUGGACAGUUACUGAGACAGAAGCAAGGAGGCAGAGAUAUGAGCCUCUCAUGUCAGCAGAUGAUGAUGAUGACAAUGACGAUGAGAACAUGGAGAUCUUCAAACAGACAAGACGAGUAAGGACAUCAAAGAAGAGAUUCUGAUCAACGCUCUAACCAAAGAACUUGCAACAUUCUGGAAAAGAUGCAGGAUUUGAGACGAUACAGAGUCUACGCAGGAGGUAAAAGAGGAAGAGGUCGAAAAAGGAACAUGAAAGGUCAGUCUUCCAAAGCCGGGAAAAAAGGCACUGAUGGAAAUCACUCUUGUGAUAAAUCAGAGAUUAGAUUUGACAAAGAUGAAGGAAUAGAAUUAGCAGUAAAGAAUGAGAAGCUGGAUACAAAGAAAUCUAUGAAUGCAAGUGACCAAGGACUUGAUACAAAUACAUGUAAAAAUGAUGAACACUCAGACCAGCAUAUUUGCAAUAUGAAAGACAACAAAGGUUCAGAUGGAGUUGUGCAGGACGAUUCAAAGAAUAAUCUGUUGAAAUCAAAUUUUGAUGAAAAUAGGGAAAUUGAAACGGACGAUGAUAGUGGCAGUGAUGUUCAUAUACCAGUGAAACGUUCGUGUGCAAGAAAUUGUAUAGAAUCUGAUAGUGAUACAGACACAAGUCCUGGAUGUGAUUUAUUCGAUAGAAGUGUUUUACCAGAACGCAAUAUGCCUUUGAAUGUUUGUGAUAGACCAAAAGAUAUGCCCAGAAAUGAACCAGUAGACAAUGUCUGUGAAUCGGUAUUGGAAAAUGAUGAUAUGAUGAAAAAUGAUAUUUCAUAUGUUUCAGAUGAAGAAGAUGCAGUGUUUGACAAUGACCUGAAGAAUAGAAGCUUUGAUACAGUAAAAGAUGGUACAGACAAUGAUACUGAUAUGUCAUUUAAUGAUCAUGCUCAUUCAAGGAAUCCUUUAGAAUCUUCUUCAGAUUCAAAUAUCAAAGAUGAAGACAUUGAAAAGGCAAUAGAUGCUAAUAUGUACACAUGUACUGAUGAAACAGAAACAGAAGUUGAAUUUGUAGCAGAUCUUGGAUUACGUGAUAGACCAGAUAAAGAUUUCAAAUUUGUACCCCUCCAGAAUAAUGACAAACAGAACAUUUGUUCAAAACUGAAUAUCAGAUAUAUAGGCAAAGGCUGUGAUUCAAGGUUAGAUAGAAAUAGCUGUAUUGGAGUUCCUUUACAGAGUAAAGAAAUUACUGGUGAUGGCAAUUGUUUCUUUCGUGCAAUUUCCUAUGUAAUUUCUGGAACUGAGCGUAAUCAUGCAAUUUUAAGAAAUGCCACUGUGAAACAUUUAUUGCAAACCAAGGACAUGUUUAGUAAUACAUUGAGGCAAGAAUAUAGAACAGUCAGAGAAUAUGUUUUGAAACGUAGAAUAAAGGAAGACGGAACGUGGGCUACAGACACUGAAAUUAGCGCUUUAGCAAAUUUAAUCAAUACUGAUAUUUAUUCAUACAAUGACCAAGUACCAUGUUGGCAAUUGUUCUCUGCAAAGAAACCUGGAAGAAUAAAUAUUGUAACAUCUGAUAAGGGAAUUUAUAUACUGUACACAGGAAAUGUUCAUUUUAAUGUUGUUGAAUCUGUAGAUUUUGUCAAUUUCAAUUCAUUAGAACAGACAAGAACAACUAAAGAAGAUAGAACGUCAAAGAGAACUUUGCUAUGUCCAUCAAUUCAGGCUGAUGUUAAAGUAAAGCAUGUGUUCAAGAAGUGUAGAUCCAAGUGUCAGAUAGAGGAAGAAAUUGAUGAAGUAGUGGAUAAGUCUCCUGAAACAUUUCAAUACCAUGUUGAUCCAAAGGGAAACAAACGUAGGCUCACGUUGGAAACUGGUACGAUAAAUCACGAUGAGAGAAAAGGUACUGCAAAUCUUUUUGACAUGACAUAUGAACAGUGUGCAAGUAAUCAGUCUGAAUCAGUCGUUCACAACGAACGUAACACCAAGGAUGAAACCCUUAAAAGUGAUCACAAAGACAAAUGCACGAGAGUCGAUACACAAAUAACGCUUGUUGCCCAAGGGACAUUCAAUCAAGGUGAUACAAGAUUUGGUGACUUAAGUGGAAAGCAGUGUGUUACCAAUUCACUAUCUGCACUGUUGUAUAGCAAGGUAAAAAAUGCCAAUGAUUGGAAAAGUACAGAUCUAGACAGGAUUUUGAAUAACGGUAAUGAAUUAUACUGUUACAUACGGCGAUCCACUUCACUUGACAACCAGUACUUAUUGAUAUCUGAUCUAUACGAAUAUUUGGAUGCGUACAAUGAAUUGUUUAACAUAGUAUGCCGUGAACCAGUCACUGGAUUGUUAGAUGGAGAUGAAUUGAUAUUGGCCCAGUCUCUUUCAAUGACAUUGAAGCAAGCACUUGAAAAAGAACUCUGUACUGAUUCUGAUGCAUGUUUUGUGACAUUUGCUAGAAGUACUUUCAUUGUAUUAUCUGGUCAAGAUGGUUUUUUUAUAUUUGAUUCACAUUCCAGAAGCAGUCGAGGUUUCCUGAUUUGUAACGGACACAGUGUUGUACUUCGUACUCAAAGCUGGCAAGGUGUGUACAAGCAUUGCAUGAGAUAACUUCUUCAAUAGACUGCAAAGCGCAACGUUGCAAAGCUCACUUCUACAACCCUAGUCACCAAUGACAGUGCACCACCAUAUUCCUUUGCUCACCAGUUGAAACAAACUACCGCCCUCGAGUCAGAAGGCUGUCCUCAUCGUCCAACACACAACGGUAACAUCACCCCAGGACUUCAGCCCUCCGGUGAUACCUGGUUCAGCGAAGACUAGGCCUUGGGGAGUGUUUACGGCUCUGUCACCAAAACAGCAUUGUGGCAGAAGUAUGCAACACCAGCAUAUACAUGUAAUGUAUCGGGACCUUUACAGGAUAACUUCUUCAGAUGACUGCAAAGCGCAACGUUGCAAAGCUCAUUUCUACAACCCUAGUCACCAAUGACAGUGCACUACCAUAUCCCUUUGCUCACCAGUUGAAACAAACUACCGCCCUCGAGUUAGCCUAUCCGAUAUGCGUCAGGCUUUACAAGUAAUCUAAUCGCGUUUAUAUGGAGAGUAACAUUGGCACGGUCAGCCCGAGCGCCUAUCAUCACUGGUACACGCGAAAAGUUUUAUUUUCUUUUAUGUACCUUGUUUUGUUCGUAGAAAAUCUACGAACCCCCUGCAAGGCUCUUUCAUGAAUAUUUGUGUGGCAAGGACAAAAAUAGGCCAAUGAGCGAUGAGGAACGCGGAGAUGAUAUUUGAUUGGUUGAAUCAAAGUGAUCGGUCACCAAAUAAGGCUAGUCUUAUGAAUCAUGCAUGAGAAUACGCUCGUCACACAUACGAUACACAUAUAUGAAUAAUGAUGAGUUGACCAGUGAUGAUAGGCGCUCGGGCUAACGCCCGCGCCGAUGUCAGUCUCCCAAACGCGAUUAGUACACUUGCCAUUUUGCCUGACGCCUAUCGGAUAGGCUACCCUCGAGUCAGAAGGCUGUCUUCAUCGUCCAACACACAGCGGUAACAUCACCCCAGGACUUCAGCCCUCCGGUGAUACCUGGUUCAGCGAAGACUAGGCCUUGGGGAGUGUUUACGGCUCUGUCACCAAAACAGCAUUGUGGCAGAAGUAUGCAACACCAGCAUAUACAUGUAAUGUAUCGGGACCUUCACAGGUUAACUUCUUCAGAUGACUGCAAAGCGCAACAUUGCAAAGCUAACUUCUACAACCCUAGUCACCAAUGACAGUGCACCACCAUAUCCCUUUGCUCACCAGUUCAAACAAACUACCGCCCUCGAGUCAGAAGGCUGUCCUCAUCGUCCAACACACAGCGGUAACAUCACCCCAGGACUUCAGCCCUCCGGUGAUACCUGGUUCAGCAAAGACUAGGCCUUUGGGGGGUGUUUACGGCUCUGUCAUCAUAACAACAUUGUGGCAGAAGUAUGGAACACCAGCAUAUACAGGAUAACUUCUUCAGAUGACGGCAAAGCGCAACGUUGCAAAGCUCACUUCUACAACCCUAGUCACCAAUGACAGUGCACCACCAUAUCCCUUUGCUCACCAGUUCAAACAAACUACCGCCCUCGAGUCAGAAGGCUGUCCUCAUCGUCCAACACACAACGGUAACAUCACCCCAGGACUUCAGCCCUCCGGUGAUACCUCGUUCAGCGAAGACUAGGCCUUGGGGAGUGUUUACGGCUCUGUCAUAACAGCAUUGUGGCAGAAGUAGCCUCGAUCUCGACCAAGACAUUUUGAAUGCCACUCUGUAUGGCUCGGCAUACUUUUUUUUUUUUAUUCAUACUAACGUGUGUUCAUGUCCAUUUUUCCACCUCUGACUUACAGUUAUUUUCUGAUACCAUGUUUCUGUGUGAUUUUAGUCUUAUUUUUACUGGUAUGACAAUGUAAACAUAUACUUUUGUUCCACACAAGAUAUUUUGGGAUUUUGUGUGCACUUCCAUGUAACUACAUGUAUUUUUAUACCAUAGUUUUUGUUUCUGAUUGUUCAAUUCCUUUUACGCUCUCAUUCCUUUAUAGUUGUAUCUUAUUUGAGACAGAGGAAGAGAUAGGGUGAAUAGUAGAGAGAGAGAGAGAGAGGGGGGGGGGGGGAUGCAGAAACAAAGCGCCAUUCAUGAUGUAUUUUAUUACAUUUGUGUUUUAACUUUGCACAUACAUUGCAAGAUUUUGGGAAUUUAACACGUUUAUUUUUCUGUAAGUUUGUAAAUCCUUGUAUUCACACAGUGUUUUGAGUGAUAUAUUGUAAAGAUAGAUCUUAUGCAUGCUCCUUGGGGAAAAGAAGUUAUACAUGCAUGUCACUUAUCUUAUCUUGGCAUUACCAUAAUUCUUAUAUUGGUUGAUGUUGCUGAUAUAUGAAACAGAAUCUGAUGGAUAUCAUUGAUAACAGUUACUGUUUGUCUUCUUUUUAACAUCAGGAUAACAGAUCUUAUUAGUACAGCGAAAGACAAUGCACUGUAAUUUGUUAUAUUGUCAUAUAUUACACGAUUAUGAUUUUCAAUGGCACAUGUUUGUACACUACAAUUUUAUGUCUUUAGAGGUCACAUAUCCAGUUUGUUUCGUGAAUAGUCAAUAUUGGAUUAUGAUUAUAAUGUCAGUUUGUUUGCAACAUUUACCCCAUAUAUAGUGGUACCUUACGAUCAACUGUCAAUAUCUACUGCAUUCACUAUACAUAGCAGUGUCUUGCUUGCUGUAACAAAGAGGUAUAUAGGGCUGUUAGGGAUUAUCCAUAAUGUACAUUGUUUUUUAGUUUUAUUGUUAUUGUGUUUAUCUGAACUUAUAUCUCACUUGCUAUGUAGGGGGCCUUUCAUAUAAUCAGUAGGUAUCUUGUUUAUGUACCUGUUUUAUAUAUGUAUUCCAUUUCUGUUAAAUAUAUAUACAUGUUAAAAUACCCUUUUCAGAGAUUUCUACAAUGCUGCUCUUUUCAGUAUGUGCUUUUAUUUUAGUAUAUCAAAUUUAAUUGGAUAUGCUGUUUUUAAAAUCUAUUUCUUUUAAAAUGUGUUUGAAGAUGAUAGGUGAUUACCAUUUGUAAUAUUGCAUUGCGGUUCUUUUUUAGAUCGCCAAGGAAAUAGCGUGAUGUUAAGUUUGUGCAGAAUGUCAUUUACAUGCAUGUAGAUAGGUCUAUGCAAUUUAGCUUUGACUUUGGUUUGAUAAGCUUUGUUUAGUGCUUUGAACAUGAUUUUAACAAUGAAUAGACCUGUUUACUAAUGU
Molecule: messenger RNA, 6515 nt
Organism: Strongylocentrotus purpuratus (purple sea urchin)
Lineage: Eukaryota; Metazoa; Echinodermata; Echinoidea; Camarodonta; Strongylocentrotidae
Exons: 9
Coding region: 998-3385 (795 amino acids)
Source: RefSeq, a predicted model, not a curated record